AUGUAUCAAGUCUCCACAUUCGUAUCUAUCUAUCUAUCUAUCUAUCUAUCUAUCUAUCUAUCUAUCUAUCUAUCUAUCUAUCUUUGUAUGUUUGUCUGUUCCUAUCUAUCUAUCUAUCUAUCUAUCUUUGUAUGUUUUUCUGUUCCUUCCUAUCUAUCUAUCUAUCUAUGUUUGUCUGUUCCUAUCUAUCUAUCUAUCUAUCUAUCUAUCUAUCUAUCUAUCUAUCUAUCUAUCUAUCUUUGUAUGUUUGUCUGUUCCUAUCUAUCUAUCUAUCUAUCUAUCUAUCUAUCUAUCUUUGUAUGUUUGUCUGUUCCUAUCUAUCUAUCUAUCUAUCUAUCUAUCUAUCUAUCUAUCUAUCUAUGUUUGUCUGUUCCUAUCUAUCUAUCUAUCUAUCUAUCUAUCUAUCUUUGUAUGUUUGUCUGUCUAUCUAUCUAUCUAUCUAUCUAUCUAUCUAUCUAUCUAUCUAUCUAUCUAUCUAUCUUUGUAUGUUUGUCUGUUCCUAUCUAUCUAUCUAUCUAUCUAUCUAUCUAUCUAUCUAUCUUUGUAUGUUUUUCUGUCCCUUCCUAUCUAUCUAUCUAUCUAUCUAUCUAUCUAUCUAUCUAUCUAUCUAUCUAUCUAUGUUUGUCUGUUCAUAUCUAUCCAUCAUUCAUCUAUCUAUCUAUUCAUCUAUCUAUCUAUGUAUGUUUUUUCUGUCCCUUCCCUAUCUAUCUAUCUAUCUAUCUAUCAUCUAUCCAUCUAUGUUUGUCUGUUCCUUUCAUCUAUCUAUCUAUCUAUCUAUUCCAUCAUUCAUUCAUCUAUCUAUCUAUCUUUGUAUGUUUUUUUCUGUCCCUUCCCAUUCAUCUAUCUAUCUAUUAUCUAUCUAUUUAUCUAUUCAUUCAUCUAUCUAUCUAUGCAUGUUUGUCUGUUCAUCUAUUCAUCUAUCUAUCUAUCUAUCUAUCUAUCUAUCUAUCUAUCUAUCUUUGUAUGUUUGUCUGUUCCUAUCUAUCUAUCUAUCUAUCUAUCUAUCUAUCUAUCUAUCUAGCUAGCUAG
Molecule: messenger RNA, 1029 nt
Organism: Acanthosepion pharaonis
Lineage: Eukaryota; Metazoa; Mollusca; Cephalopoda; Sepiida; Sepiidae
Source: the annotation of a GenBank genome assembly